AUGUAUGAGAAGAAAGAGCAAGUAAAGCCCUUAGCUCCGGUCGCCGCAGCCAACCACCUCGAAAUCGAGUCAAAUGCCGCCUUGCCGCCGGAGUUCAUGACCCGCCGCCGCCAAACAUGCAUCAAGUUCACCGGCUGCUUAUUCGCGGUUUUAUCAGUUAUAGUCACGAUCUUACUCGUGCUCACUUUCACGGUUUUCCACGUUAAGGACCCAAUCUUGAACAUCGACUACAAAAACUCGAACAUCCGAACUCUUGACCGUGGCCUUAACGCGACAGUCGAGGCCGAUAUCUCGAUUAGAAAUCCAAAUGUAGCAUUGUUCAAAUUUAGCAACAUGACUACGAUUGUGUACUAUGGUGAGACGAUCAUUGGCCAAACGGAAGCCAUGUUUGGGGAAGUUGGGGCACGAAGGACUCUGAGAAUGAAUGUCUCAAUCGAGCUUAGGUUAUUGGAGGUCGAUUUGAGUUUCGGGAUUUUGUCGAUUAGUAGCUAUACUCGUGUUGUUGGGAGAGUGAAGAUUGGUGGUGGUAAUAAGAGGAGUUUAGUGGUUAGAAUGAAUUGCACAAUGAAUUUAAAUGUAAGUAGCCAUAGAGUAGAAGAGUUGAGUUGUAGGAGGAGAGUUUCACUUUAA
Molecule: messenger RNA, 630 nt
Organism: Striga asiatica
Lineage: Eukaryota; Viridiplantae; Streptophyta; Magnoliopsida; Lamiales; Orobanchaceae
Source: the annotation of a GenBank genome assembly